AUGGGAUGCUGUGGUGGACCUCGGCUGUGGAUCGGCUGUUUGGUGACUUCCCUCCUCCGAUCGGACGCGGUGAAGGUGACAGUGAGGGACCGCAGUUUGGAGGUGGUGCGGGGCGACUCUGUGCUCCUGCCCUGCUCCUUCCGAACCAUGAGCCCCCUGUCCCGCCUCAACAUCGUCUGGACGCUGGCGCCCCUCUCUGACCCCGGGUCGCCGUUCCAGGUGAUAGUGUACGACCAUGGUCAGGUGAUCGAGAACCCGUCCCUGAUUGGCCGGGUGGGGUUCGUGAGCGUGCCCUGGACCGCAGACAUCAUCCUGAACAGCACGCGCGUGUCCGACGCGGGAACGUACCGCUGCGUGGUGAACAACCCGCCAGAACCCGGGGACCCCGGGAUCGGAGAGCUGCGCCUCGAUGUGCUGGCACCCCCGUCGCUGCCGCAGUGUCUGUGGGAGGGGGACGCGGACGUGGGAGGCACUGUGACCCUGUCCUGCUCUGUGGAGGGGGGUGUUCCUGCCCCGGAGAUGAGAUGGGAUAAGCUGGAGCCGGAGCAGAUCUCCCUGCCCCUGAACAUGGAGGGCACCAUGAAGAGCACCGUGUGCAUUGCCAACAUUUCGGCGCAGAACUCCGGCCUGUACCGCUGCUCGGUGUCCAACCCUCUGGGAACGCAGAAUUGCUACAUCCACCUGUCAGUGUACAGCCCUCCGGACCCUUCCCCCGGCAUCCUGCAGGGGGUGCUGCUGAGCCUGUCCAUGGCCCUGGUGCUGCUGGCUCUGCUGGCCCUGGUGCUGUGGCUGCACCGCUCCGGGCGGGACAGGAAGUGGAAAGAGGGCGAGGAGGAGGAGUGUUACAACGAGAUCAGGUACACGCCCACCCUCGUCCGGCGUUCCUUCGUAUGACCCCACCUAAUCACCAGGACUAGUCCAUCACCCCUGUCUCCAUCACUCGCCU
Molecule: messenger RNA, 946 nt
Organism: Megalops cyprinoides (Indo-Pacific tarpon)
Lineage: Eukaryota; Metazoa; Chordata; Actinopteri; Elopiformes; Megalopidae
Exons: 6
Coding region: 1-894 (297 amino acids)
Biological process (GO): homophilic cell-cell adhesion
Cellular component (GO): cell-cell junction
Molecular function (GO): ionotropic glutamate receptor binding
Source: RefSeq, a predicted model, not a curated record